Messenger RNA from Auanema sp. JU1783, 3144 nucleotides. The record is from the annotation of a GenBank genome assembly. Lineage: Eukaryota; Metazoa; Nematoda; Chromadorea; Rhabditida; Rhabditidae.
AUGGCCUACAGUCAUAUGAGAUUCAUUGGACGGAUUGCUGAUACACUGAUAGACGCCGGACAUGAUGUAUUACUUAUUCAACCAAUUGAGAAUAUUUUUGUCCGCGGAUCAGGAAGUGAAAAAGCUCCUGUUUAUCCAAUAGAAAUAAGCAAAGAGGUUCAUGAGGAAGCUGAGAAGUUACAUCUAGGAGAGUACAUAUCUAAGCUUGUUUGGGAACACAAUCUUAGUCCAUUCACAUUAAAACAUGGAGCAGAAGCAUGGAAUCCCUUGUUGAGAUUAUAUGUAAAUGAUCUCAUGACUAACAUUACAAUGCUCGAAGAUCUGAAAUCUAUGAAGUUCGACGUUGGCAUAACAGAAUUGUUUGAUUUCGCUGCAUUUCCAAUCUUCUACAAAAUUGGUUUGAAAACCAUUAUUGGUGCUCAUUCAACGACAUUGAUGGAAGGAACAGCAUACGCUAUGGCUGUACCAACCAUUCCCAGCUUCAUACCACCUGUUGUCGGAUUAACUGGUGACAGCACGUCGUUUUGGAAUCGUAUGAAGAAUGUCGUCAUGACAUAUGAAAGUAUGAAAGCAUCAUAUCUGUUUGCAGAACCAGCUGUAACAUAUAUGGCUGAAAACUUUCCUGAAGCUCCCUCCUGUUGGGAUAUAGUAGCUGAUAUUCCAUUAGUGUUUGUGAAUACUGUACCCACAUUGGAUUAUCCACGUCCAUCAUUAGAACAUAUAGUUAGCAUUGGAGGAAUAACAAUGGAAAAGAGCAAAAAAUUAGAUAAAGAAUGGGAUGAUAUUAUGAAUUUACGUCAACACACAGCUCUGUUCUCUUUUGGAAGUAUUUUUCCGCCAUCAACCAUGUCUUUGGAGAUGAAGCUGAAUAUCAUAAAAAUAUUUGGAAAGAUGAAAAAUACAACUUUCAUCUGGAAAUAUGAUGCUAAUGAAGAUAUGGAGCUGUUUGAAAACACUUCGAACAUUAUUCGGACAAAUUGGAUGCCUCAAAAUGACAUUUUAGGUGAUUCUCGUCUUUCGCUGUUUAUCACUCAUGGUGGAGCUGGAAGCUUGCAAGAAAGUGCUUAUAAUGGUAUACCAAUUAUCAUGAUACCCUUGUUUGGAGAUCAAUAUCGUAAUGCUUUUGUAGCUGAAAGUCGUGGUUACGCAUUACGUCUAUGGAAAGAAGAUUUGUCUGAUGAGCGAAUUCUUACGUCGGCUUUGACGGAAAUAAUCGACAAUCCAAAAUAUAAAUCAGCAGCUUUACGUGUACAACGUCAGCUUCAUCAAGUGCCAAUGAGCCCACAAGAGAAACUGGAUUUAACUAUUGUUCGAGCUAGUACAUCAGCGCCAGCUAUUGCCAUAGCUAUUCCUGUACUUGAUGCUUCACGGCUUCAACAAAAUGCAUCGACUUCAUCUUCAACAUCACCAUCACCACCACCACCACCACCACCACAACAAUCAAUAUGCUCUAAUGAUGAGCAGCCAUACAACUCAAGAUAUUAUAAAUUAAGAUUCAGUAUGCCAGCUACAGUUCCGAUAGAGAUUGAGCAUCCGAUUGUUCCAACAAUGACUUCAUCGUUGAAGGAGAAAAGAUUUAGUGUUCCCAGACAAUUGCCGGAAAGGAAAGUAACAAUCCGUCCUUAUGAGAGUUUUCGGGAGAAGCAAGAAUCAAAAAUCUUGGUAACAUUUGGCUAUGCAGCCUUAAGUACGGAAGGUAAUCUAGCUGAUCCUCAGUCAACAGAAGAAGAGAUAUCUCGUAAAGUCUCAUCUCCAUCAAUAUUCUCCAUAUAUGGCGAUUCACCUGGUCCAUCCACGGUAUGUGAGCAGCCGAUUGGAGCACAAGCCGAUAUCUUUGUGUCAUCAUUAGGCGAGAAGACAUUACAUCAAAUCAAACGCUUCAUUGAAAAUAGUCCGCCAGCUGAAAAUCAAUAUUUUAUGUGGAUAAAAGAUACAAAAACAAAUAAGAUAACUGUUAUAUCGAUAAAAACAUUAGAAAAUCAUAUGAAAAGUGAUAAACGUGUGAGACGUGUCAAAUGGCGUCAUCUAUCAUCUGAACCUAAUAUGGCUUUAGCCGUUGCUGCUGUCUGUUAUUCAGGAACAAGCCUGGAAACAGAAGUACCCGGCCCUGCCAACAUUCCACAGGAAUUUCGUACUGUAGUGAUUGUUCAAAAAACAACCAGAUGGGAUUGGGAGCAAGAAAAAAAUCCAAACUUCUGCUUAACGCAAUUGUCAGAAUAUCUGAGACGAAGAGGCGAGGAUGUCGACAAAAUGCUUCGAACUGAUCGUCAACAGAAAAAGGCUGUUGAUGAGAUUGCGAACCGUUUUAAGCAAAAUGGAGUAGAAGCGAAGAUUGUCUCUCGUCAUGAACUAUCCUCCUGGCUAUCGUGGGCUGACCUCGUCAUUUCGGCUGGAGGUGAUGGAACUUUCCUUUCAGCAGCUGCUGCCAUAAAAAAUGAGCAAAUACCCAUUAUUGGAAUUAACACAGAUCCGCGUGGAUCUGAGGGACACUUUUGUGUUGAUGGCAAGCAUCCACCACAUGAUUUAAUAGAACGACUGAUGAAUGGAAAAUUCCAAUGGACACAUCGUAGUCGCAUCCGUGUUACAUUACUAAACAGAAAGCAUGAAGGAGACAAUAAAUGCAUUUUGGCUCUGAAUGAAGUAUUUGUGGCAGAGGAUGAAGCUGCUAGAGUUUCAUCUUAUGAUUUGGCUAUUGAUGACCAGCCUUUGAUGAGACAGAAAAGCAGUGGAUUGAUUGUAUCAACCGGCUCCGGAAGCACAAGUUGGUAUAUGGCAACCAAUAGAGUUGAAGAUCAGACUGUUUCCACCAUUCUGGAAACGAUGCAAUCCAUGGGAAUAAACAUUCCUGGAGUUCGUCAAAAACUCUCACAAGAGAUCUCAAAGCGAAUAAACAGUAAAAUUCCUUUCGAUCCUCAAACACCAAAUUUCGCAUACUGUGUUCGAGAUCCAAUUUUCAAUGAAACAUUCAAGAAAACAGCUGUUCGAGGUUUUGCCAGGAAGAUCUUUUUGAAAUCCCGAUGUCACAAAGGCUUCCUCGUGCUCGAUGGAUCCGAGAAAAUUCCAUUUGACUCUGGUGCAGAAGUGUUACUAGAGAUCUUCCCAACCGAUUCAAUUCGAACAAUCACAAGCAUGAAUUCCUUAUAA